Folsomia candida is the source of this 2523-nucleotide messenger RNA. Its product is annotated as SOX domain-containing protein dichaete. Lineage: Eukaryota; Metazoa; Arthropoda; Collembola; Entomobryomorpha; Isotomidae. The coding region runs from base 1052 to 2386 and encodes 444 amino acids. The transcript is spliced from 4 exons. Gene Ontology annotation, molecular function: RNA polymerase II cis-regulatory region sequence-specific DNA binding; DNA-binding transcription factor activity, RNA polymerase II-specific. Gene Ontology annotation, biological process: regulation of DNA-templated transcription; cell differentiation; anatomical structure morphogenesis. The record is from RefSeq and is a predicted model, not a curated record.
GCAUUCUCCUCACCAGUCCGUCAGUAACAUGUGCGAUACAGUACAUUCCCAAUCUCACAAUAAAACGGUACCCAACAGGGAGCGAGAGUUUGUCUCAUAAAGGUUCCUUCAUUCCUUCCGCAGGUUCAGUCUUACCAGGAACAAGGCCCCUCAACGUUUUAUCCAACUGAAUAUAAAAGUUGAAACAGUUUAACUAAAUUCUCAACAUUUUCCUGUUUUCAAAAUCUGGAUCAUUCCAGAACCCAAAUGUGUAUACAGAAGAAUUGAAAAACACAAAUACAUAAAUUUAAGAAAAUAAAAACACAUCUGUCUCAAGUUGACGGUGUCGUCUCGUCGAAGACAAAUACCACAAUACAAUAAGUACAACGCUAUUCAUUUAUGUCUCCAGUCUGAAUUGUUAAAUUAAUAAAGUGUGGAGUAAAAUAAGAUCAAAUAAGAAGUACAAACAGAGUGAGUGAGUCGGACAAUGUCAUUUUGUGAGACCGAGCAAUAACUGACAGUCUGAAGAAAAGCUGAAAUCUUCUUGUUGUCACUAUUUCAAGAUAAUAAGACUCUUAAGGUAUAUAGAACCUCUGCUUGUUAUAUUAAACUAACCGACGAUAACAAGUUAUCUUGUUGUUCUUUUAUUGCAUUGUCUUCAAAUGAUAACGUAAAGUUCUUGGACAAAAGUUUAUUGUGCGACGUCUCAAAUUCCCACCAACUAAAGUCCUGCACAAAAUACUACUGACUCCACUAAAAAAAUACGUGGAUUGCAUUGGAUAAAUCAAACAACGGAGCAAGGUCGGGUCAAGAAGGACAAAUAAAACCGUUUAUAACAAUCACUAACAUAUUAUCAAAUCAGGCAGUGUUCAAAUAUUUGAUUUCUGAUUACUUUUUGACUCUUCAUUCCUCAACUCCACCACCUUUUGGUACUUGUUACAGCAGUUUAAUAUAUGUACGUACAUAAUUCUACACCGGAUAUUGUGAAGUGGAUAAGGUUGAGCUAAAUUAUGGGGCUUAGUUAUUGUGAAACAGUCAGUGAGUGAUAAGACGUUGUCGAAACGGUGUGUCCAUGUCGAUGUCAGUUCUCUUGUCCAAGAUGCCGUCGUCGUCAUCCUCAUCUUCAGGAACGGACCAUAUAAAGCGUCCUAUGAACGCUUUCAUGGUGUGGUCGAGGGGUCAAAGAAGAAAAAUGGCACAAGAUAAUCCCAAAAUGCACAAUUCUGAAAUUAGCAAGAGAUUGGGGGCAGAGUGGAAAUUAUUGUUGGAAGGGGAGAAGAGACCCUUCAUUGACGAAGCCAAGAGACUAAGAGCAUUGCACAUGAAAGAGCACCCCGAUUACAAAUAUCGUCCCCGGAGAAAGCCCAAACCCGCCAUGGCUCACACAUCCAACAAAUCCCCUAGCAAAUCCGACCCUAAUCACAUGACUGGUGGGGGUGGUCACGGUCAUCACCACCACCAUCACCCUGGCAAAUUCGCCUUUGGACUUUCUCCAAACUCCGUCAUGCGAGCGAUUGACUCUUUCCGUGCUGCCACAGUGGCAAACAUGGCUGUAAACGCACCUUUCCCAUUCUCACAUCAUCCCAACAGUGGUGGAGGUGCUGGUGGUCCAAAUCACAAUUCUGGAGGUCAAGGGUCACCUUCUUCUCACCACUCGCUCGGAGGAGGUGAAAUGUCAACUUUCUCUCACAACGACCUUUCUCGCUUCCUCCCAUCAAUUAUGCCCCCCUCAUCCGUAGCCACGUCGGCCCUCGAUGUCCUUUUCAGAGCCAGUCGUGCCGGCCUCAUGGGAUACUCCUCGUCGACCUUGAGCCCUGAUGAAGUGGAUGGCAAACGACCCUCUUCAAUUUCCCCCGUGAACAACAACAAUCAUACCAACAGCAAUAACAAUAAUAAGGGAUUGUCACCCCUUUUCUUCAAUCAGAGCCAGUCUCCCAUUCAAUUCAGCAACAGUCACCAUCAUCAUCCUCACCAUCACGGGAGAAAGUUGUCCAUCUCUCCAAAACGUAAAUCAUCUCGAAGUCCGUCACCCUCAUCCCCUGACAAUUCCCCCAUCACUCCGACACCCCCGACACACUUGGGAUUCACGCCACCGUACGGACUGCAAAAUGGGGGAUAUCCUUUUUACCCUGGACUUUAUCCGAACCCUUAUCUCGCAGCGUACCCAUUCCUCCAACCACCAGCACAACAGCAGCACAGUGGUGGAGGAGGUGGUGGGGGUCAUGUCAUGGGGGGCAUUGCAGAUGUGGGGCAUCAUCAUCCAGUACAUCAUCAUGCCGACUUCUCAGGACUUUUUCUGUCCUCAUCGGCAUCCGACUUACCGAAAAAAUCUCCCGUUUUUGUCGUGAUGAAGGACACUGGGGGCGGAGUGAGACGGUCACCUUCUCCCGUCGUGUCAGUUGUGUAGCUAUUUUUAGUGAUUUGGCUGGCAAUUUGGGCAUGCAUGAUAGUGGUGAAUUACUAACAAUCAAGGAAUGUAGCAUUGGUAGGUUAGAAAUGUGUAGAACUUUUUAUUUUCUGAGAUAAAUAUGAUUUCAACAUUCA